Messenger RNA from Enterobius vermicularis (human pinworm), 660 nucleotides. The record is from the annotation of a GenBank genome assembly. NCBI's taxonomy places the organism in Eukaryota, Metazoa, Nematoda, Chromadorea, Rhabditida, Oxyuridae.
AUGCAUUGUGAAGUACUGGAAGAAAAACCGAAUGGUCUAUCGUUUCGAGAUGAAUGUGAUUUGCCAAAUUCGAUCAUUGUAACAAAUGUACCUCCAGAGGUGUUUUCUGACGAUGAACAAAAAGCAAAUUUUUCAAGUUUAUUUACGGAAAUUGAAAGUGAUGCUCAUUUUGAUUUUCUACGAAGUUUCCGACGAGUUCGUGUGAUUUUCCGUUCUGCGAAAAGCGCCACAGCGGCGAAACUUUUAACGCAACAUUUGUCGUUCAACGGGACGACCUUAAAAGCAUUUUUUGCCCAAGUCAGUUGCAUUAUUUCUUGCACAGCUAAUAAAAUACGACUAGAAGAAUCCGCGGAAGAUAACCUGUUAAAAUUGCCACCGCUUGAAAAACAGUUUUUGAUUUCUCCUCCAGCUUCUCCGCCAGUCGGUUGGGAACAGUGUACCGAAAUGGCCCCUGUUGUUUGUAAUUUCGAUUUGAUGGCGAGACUGGCAGCAUUCAGCGUCGAAGACAGUUAUGAGAUAUUUGGAGGUGACGAUGAUAAACCAAAAAUCGUUGUGCAGCCAGCUGCAGAAUCUGAUGAGUCGCCAGUACCGCAGGGCUCCAUUGCCCACACACCACGCCCACCGACCCCACGACCAACACACAAACACAUAACAUGUUGA